Molecule: messenger RNA, 3164 nt
Organism: Apis florea (little honeybee)
Lineage: Eukaryota; Metazoa; Arthropoda; Insecta; Hymenoptera; Apidae
Gene: Sirt1
Product: NAD-dependent protein deacetylase sirtuin-1
Biological process (GO): negative regulation of DNA-templated transcription
Cellular component (GO): nucleus; nuclear inner membrane; nucleoplasm
Molecular function (GO): p53 binding; transcription corepressor activity; histone deacetylase activity, NAD-dependent
Source: RefSeq, a predicted model, not a curated record
AAUUACGUGAAAUGUAUAUUGAUCUCUUUUUCUUCUUUCUGAUACUUUUAUAUCGCCAAUAUAAACCUAAAAAGUGGAGGGGAAAGAUAUUAAGAACACAGGCGACCUCUGUUGUGGCAACGGUCGUGCAUCUAACUAUGCAUUGCAUUGCUGUUGAAAAUGGCGUCAGGCUCGGAGCUGCCAGAAUAUUCAUCCCCAGCAAAACGACGAAAAGUUGACGGCAUCGGUUAUAGUGGUACCAGUAGCCAGAAACCUGAUUUCCAAGAUUGUGAGACAUCGCAUGAUAUCCCCAAUGAAGAUCCCGAAGAGACAUAUGGUGGAGAUAGUGGAUUCAAUGAAUUAAGUGAUGAAUCCAAAUCAACUUCUAUUUCACCGGAUGCUACAAACUUAAUGACAACUCCAUCACGAAUUGACUCAACUAGUGAUGACACUGGUUGUCUAAUUGAUACUGCAGAUGAGAAAGAUGAAGUAUCAUCAACAGUUUCAAAUUUGUCUGAUUUAUCAGGACUUUCUGACUUUUCUGGUGAAGGAGAUAUCAAUCAUCAAUGGAGAAAUGCAUCUUCAUGGGUUCAGAAGCAAAUGUUGAUAGGUGCUGAUCCUCGAAAUCUUUUACAUCAUCUUCUCAUGGAUUCUACUCAGAUUCCAGAACAGGUUGAUGAUUUGACUCUUUGGAAGAUUAUAAUAAAUAUGAUGUCAGAACCACCACGCCGACAAAAAUUAAGACAUAUAAAUACUUUGACAGAUGUUGUCAGAUUGAUACGUAAUAGUAACAGAAUAAUAGUUUUAACUGGGGCAGGUGUAAGUGUUAGUUGUGGAAUUCCUGACUUCAGAAGUAGGGAUGGUAUUUAUUCUAGAUUAGCACAAGAUUUUCCAGAUUUGCCAGAUCCACAGGCUAUGUUUGACAUUAAUUAUUUUAGUCAAGAUCCAAGACCAUUUUACAAAUUUGCACGAGAAAUUUAUCCUGGACAAUUUAAACCAAGUCCUUGUCAUAGGUUUAUAAAAAUGCUUGAUAAACAGAAAAAACUUUUAAGAAAUUAUUCACAAAAUAUCGAUACAUUAGAACAAGUCGCAGGCAUUGAAAAUGUUAUUGAAUGUCAUGGCUCUUUUGCUACUGCAUCGUGUACAAGAUGUAAAUAUCAAGUGAAAGCUGAUGACAUUAGAGAAGAUAUAUUUUCCCAGAGAAUACCAUUGUGUCCAAAAUGUCGAAUUAAUAUUUUGCCUCCCAUUUCGGAGAUUAAUCUUAACGAAAGUUAUAAAGAUUUAGUGACACAGGGUAUAAUGAAACCAGACAUUGUUUUCUUUGGCGAAGGACUUCCGGAUGCUUUUCACGAUGCUAUGGCUAAAGAUAAAGAUGAAUGUGAUCUUUUAAUUGUAAUUGGAUCAUCAUUGAAGGUCCGGCCAGUAGCAUUAAUACCUUCUUCUAUUCCAUCUCAUGUUCCACAAAUCCUUAUUAAUCGUGAAUCAUUGCCACAUUUAAAAUUUGAUGUUGAACUCUUGGGAGAUGGUGACAUUAUUAUAAAUCAAUUAUGUCAUUUAAUGGAAAAUAGUUACAAAGAAGUAUGUUGGAAUGAUACAAUACUUAAGGAAGCAACGCAAUUGUUAACAUUGCGUUAUGUAACAGAUGAUACUUGGGAACAAAGUCAAGAUACAUCAUCAAAUACCGUAUUAUCACGAGACAGUGUGGAAAUUAAUUUUAAAGCACAUGAUCCUCAAUCUAUUGAAAGUCAAGACAAUCUUAUGAUUCACAAUAAUAUUGUAGAACACUAUGAAGAGAAUAUGAAUGCGCGUAUUUCACCUUUCUGCAACAAUCAUACCAAUAGCAUAGAAGAAAAAUUCAAUCUUUUAGGAGAGAGUCCAAAAAGAAGAUUAGGGGAAUCAAGCGUAGAAAGUAGCCCAAAAAGAAUGAAUUUUGGUAGCAAUUGUGUAUUACAUUUUAAUACAUGUCCUUCAAAGACAGAGACUAUUUCAGAGAGUUCAAUCGAUUAUAAAUUUCAUACAGUUUCUGUAGAAUCUACAUCGAAAGAUAUUGGGAAAAUUUAUAGUUUAGAAGAGUGUCAAGUAUUUCCAAGAAUAAUAGAGAUCUCUUCGGAAAGUACAUUAUUAGAUUCUACUUUAAAACCGCAUCAUUGUGUAGAAAAUAGAACAUCUUUAAAAAUGAAUAAUGAUUAUUCAACAAUGAAUUCUACUGAAGUUGAAAAAACAAAUUUUAAACCAAGACAAGCUUCUAUCGAUUCUGCACUAGAUUCUGGUGUAGGUGACAGUUGUAACAGUGUUGACAGUCACGAAGACAAAAAUAGCAAAGAAGAAUUAAAAAAUGGAACAUUAAAUCAGCAUUGUUGGCAUCCUAAAAUACGAAAAAGUCUUGCUGAAAGAUUACCAGAAAAUUCUUAUUAUCAGUUGGCACCUGGAAAAUAUGUAUUUCCUGGAGCAGAAGUAUAUUCAGAUCCUGAAGAGUACGAUCAUUGUUCGCUUUCUAUAAAUUCUGAAAGUUCGGAUAGCGACAGUGAUUCUUCAUCUAUAGAUGAAGAAGAGGAUGAUGAAGUUGAAGAGGAAGAGGAAGAAGAGGAAGAGGAGGAGCAGGAGGAAGAAAAUGAGGGGAACGAAAAUCAAGUUAAAGAUAAUGAUGAUAAGCUGAAAGUAGAAAAACUAGGUAUGAAAAAAGAAGCCAUGAAGAGGAGACUAAUGAGAAAAAUAUUAAAGAAGAUGUAAAAGGACAUAGAAAAAUAGAAACAAAAAAUGAUAAGAUAGAGAAAGAAAAUAAUCAACAAAAAAAUAAUGGAAAAAGAAGAUGAAAGGAGAAACAUAAGUAAGUUUCAUAAUGAGAAUAUUUUAGAAAAUUAAAAAAAAAUGUAAGUUUGUUAUUAAAUGAAAAAUGAUUAACAUAGAUAAAAGUGAUAAAUUGGUGUUAGAAAAAAAAAGAAUAUUAAUACAGAUGCUAAUACGUAACAUGACUGAUAUAAAAUGGACAACAGUAAAUUAUUCAUGCAAUGAUAUACAUGAUUUAGGGUAAAUUGCAUCUGAAAAAUGACGAUUUUAAUUCUUACUACUUUUAUCAAACUUGCUUGUUUGAUGAAGCAAAUGAUAAAUAGUUGGAGGAAAGUGCAAUUUUUACCAUGUUUCACGUAUACAUACAUAGUCUUUACAUAUGUAAAGAGAUGAAAAAA